Messenger RNA from Gamsiella multidivaricata, 1675 nucleotides. Its product is annotated as Cut8 six-helix bundle-domain-containing protein. Lineage: Eukaryota; Fungi; Mortierellomycota; Mortierellomycetes; Mortierellales; Mortierellaceae. The transcript has 5 exons. Gene Ontology annotation, cellular component: nucleus. The record is from RefSeq and is a predicted model, not a curated record. Gene Ontology annotation, biological process: nuclear protein quality control by the ubiquitin-proteasome system; proteasome localization. The coding region runs from base 308 to 1258 and encodes 316 amino acids.
CUUGCUUUCUUUCCUUCCUUCUUUCCUUCCUUCCUUCCUUCCUUCCUUCCUUUUCUUUCUUCCUUACCAUAUCAUAUCGCUCUCAUAUAUCAUCCGUCCAUACACACACACACUCCCCUUCGCUCUCUUCUUCUUCCCCUCCCAUCUUCAGCUUCUCUCCACUCCUCUCCCCUCCCCUUCGCAUUCCCUCGUACAGCAUCCACCUGUCGUCAGCAACUGCAGCCAACUUCCUUUCUCCAGCAGUUACUGUUCCUUCCCCCCACCCUCCUCCACCCUCUCUUUCUCCACGAUAAAAAAGCCUUUCCAAAUGGGUGACAGUCCGUGCUUUGCCAUCCCCCACUCCCACUCCCACUCCCCCUCCGCCUUCCAGCACCCCCAUCAGUUCACCGGGAACCUGGCCCAGCCCCGUCUACCCUACCAUCACCAGCGCCCCUUUCACAACAACAAUCCCAACCAUACCAUGGACACCCCUCGCUCGACGCUGAAACGUAAGCCGAGCGAGGAUAUCGACAGUCCUAUGCCCUCGUCCGGGCCACCCUCGCCCUCGGACAACAGCAGUGACAGCAGCAGCCAUGAACAGGCCAAGGUCAAGCGAGUCCGGACGACGGCGGAAUUGAUCUCCAAGCAGAAGGGUGUGUCCAAGCUGAUUGCCACGCUCUCGACCUCACAGCUCAUUAACCUCGUCGGGACCCUCGUUGACAGCCACCCUUCACUCGCAGAGGAAAUCGCCAAUCUCGUGCCCCGUCCCACCGUUGCCUCUGUCCAACCUCUGCUCACCUCAUUAGAGACAAAGCUGCAGGCAGCCUUCCCCUACACCAAGUGGGGCCCCGGCCGAGAUGACUAUUCGUUCAACAGAGUCAAGCCUGCUCUGGAGGAACUUGUCGAAGCACUCAUGGACUAUACCAAUCACUUCACUUCACCACCAGAGUUCCCGACAACUUCGUUCUCCUUCCUUCACAUCGCCACCGAGUUCUGUCAUCGACUCCCGAACUGGGACAAUGCUGCCAACAAUGAGCUAAAGACGAAUCUUUACAAAUCGUUGGAAGAAUUUUGGAUCAAGGCCAUUCGGGAUGCCAACAGCAAGCUGGAGGAUGGCAAGAUCUAUGGCCAGAUGACCGUCCAGGAGUGGGCAAAAAAUUUGGAGCAGCACAACAUCACAUCUCAAGGACGAUUUUCAACUGCGAUCGAGGAGUUCAAGGCGAAACUUGGCUGGAUCAUCGGCAUUCAACCUUCGGCCAACCAUAAUAACAAGCAGUAACAUCGAGGAGUGUCUCAGUAAACCACGGCAACCGUAGCAGCAUUGAUCGGUGUGGUCGAGCUGGAAACAAUGCGUAGGGCGGGGGCUGGAUCCCCACAUCUUUUCCUCCGAUUUCAACACAAGGAGUUCCUGGAUCGACUGUCACCAUCAUCGCCCAACCAUUUGUAAAUAUCAACAAUAUCCAAACCAUUGCUCCUCCUUCUUCUUCAUCACUCUCUUAUUGCUGUCAUCAUUUUUCUUUCUUUCUUCAUCUGUAGUUUUCAGUCCUAGAUUGACUGCUUGCUUGCUUUGUUUUCUAUUUUUCAGCUUCUGUUCUACUAGUAUUUUCAAUCAUACAUUGCUUCAUUCCCAUGUUCUUUUACCAUCUGUCCUCUAUAUGUUGUUAAAAAUAAAUAAUAAAGCAUCUAUUUCUUCUAA